Molecule: messenger RNA, 756 nt
Organism: Hibiscus syriacus
Lineage: Eukaryota; Viridiplantae; Streptophyta; Magnoliopsida; Malvales; Malvaceae
Exons: 2
Coding region: 129-608 (159 amino acids)
Source: RefSeq, a predicted model, not a curated record
UCGCCCAACGCCCGUGUCUUCACCACCUUCAUUGCACUCUCUCCUUAUGUUUUGAGUUUCUGUUGUCGUUUUCUCUUUCCUAGGUUUUAGGUUUUCUCUGGGAAAGGAUUUUUGUUUUAGCUUCAUCAAUGGCACAGGAGGAGGUCCAGAACGGAGGAGCCGAGAAGGUAGCGGCGGUGAAGUUCACAGCGUUGAAACCUCAGCUGAUGGUGGAGGCUCCUAAGGCAGUUGAUGCGGUACAGUUCUACAAAUCCGCGUUUGGCGCUGUUGAGGUUGGCCGUACUGUUCACCCUAAGCGCAAGGCUGAGCAGGAGCUCCCCCAGAUUCUCUCCGCUCAACUUGAGCUAGCUGGCUCUACCAUUCUUGUUUCUGACAUCGAUGAAAACUCUGCUCCGGUGAAAUCCGAGGGGACCGGAUGUGUGCUCUGCCUCGAGACUGAGGACGUUGAAGCUGCUGUUGCCAAGGUCGUGAGCGUUGGAGGAGUUGCAGAGAGUGAGAUAACUGAGGACGGUGGCGCGUGCUACGUUGGUCGCGUGGGCAAGGUGAAGGAUCCAUACGGCUAUGUUUGGCUUAUCUGCUCCGCUGCUAAGAAGUGCGCUGACGUGUAGGGUUUAGAUGCCGUACGAUCUUUUGAUAUAAUUUCUUAGCUUUAAUUUCUCUGUAGCCGGUAGGAAAUAGCAAGACUUUUGGUAUCGAGUGUUUACGAACCUUCAGGCGUCAGUUGCUCUUAAAUGAGAAAUUCACCAGCGUUUUUAA